Messenger RNA from Apodemus sylvaticus (European woodmouse), 2618 nucleotides. RefSeq names its product disintegrin and metalloproteinase domain-containing protein 20-like. Bases 256 to 2490 code for a protein of 744 amino acids. Gene Ontology annotation, molecular function: metalloendopeptidase activity. The record is from RefSeq and is a predicted model, not a curated record. The transcript has a single exon. NCBI's taxonomy places the organism in Eukaryota, Metazoa, Chordata, Mammalia, Rodentia, Muridae. Gene Ontology annotation, cellular component: sperm head plasma membrane; external side of plasma membrane; plasma membrane. Gene Ontology annotation, biological process: proteolysis; male gonad development.
GAUAUGAGCUGUUUUAACCCAAAUAUAUACUUAUUUCUUCAUGUGCUUCCCACUUUUUGCUCUUCCCUGGGGAUUCUACCAUAGAGUCUCCAGAUCACUGAGCACACAAUGCUCAGAUGAGCACAGCAUUGUUAUGUAACAGUCUCUCUCCCUGUACUUACCAGAGGUUGUAAACCUCUUGCCUCACUCUGCUCUCCUCAUGCCCUGAUGUCUUAGUCUUGUCUGUCACCCAAUGGACUAGAUUUGGUUUGGUCCAUGGCUCUCUCCCUCAGACCAUCUACCUGGAGUUUGGCCCUUCUGCGAGGUGCUCUCUGGCUCUCUGUGCUCUGGACUCUGUUGUCUCCUGCCUGCUGUUCCCAUGGCCCACCCAAAUGGCGCUUUUCUACCUCUGAAGUUGUCAUCCCCAGGAAGGUUCCCCAGAGAAUGAGUAGAAGUGAUAUGUCAGGGCACGUCACCUAUAGCAUGCGCUUUAGGGGACAAAGACACAUAGUCCACAUGAAACUAAAGAAGAACAUGAUUCCUCAAAAUUUUCCUGUAUAUACCUCUAAUGACCAAGGAGCCCUGCAGGAGGAUUACCCAUUUGUUCCUCGGGAUUGUUACUUCUACAGCUACCUGGAAGGAGUCCCUGGGUCCCAAGCUACACUAGAUACCUGCACUGGAGGUUUGAAAGGCAUGAUACAGGUGGAUGACUUCACUUAUGAAAUCAAACCAUUGGCAUCUUCUUCCAAAUUUGAGCAUGUAAUUUCUCUGCUUGUGGACGAAAGGUCAUGUAAGUCUAAAAAGUGUAGAAAUGAGCUUGUGGCAAAGGCAAGUGAGCCCCCUGCAGAGACUAAGCCUGCUGGAAGCCCCAGAGCAGGCCCUGUGUAUCUAUGGCGCGUACAUAUGAAAAAUGUAAGAAUACAUUACACGGUGACUAACGCAUUGUACAAUCAAGUUGGACAUAAUGAAACUGCCUCACUUGAAUUAAUAAUGAUUAUGAACAGCAUAACAGAUAGCAUAUAUAGACCAAAUGGUUUGAAUGUGUUUGUACGUGUGGCAUGUAUUUGGACCAGUGCAGAUCAAUUUACCACAUCUGCUUUUCUCGGUAAUUCUAAAGCUCUCAUGGAACAGUUUGGGUACUGGAAAGAAAGAUUCUUCGGAGACUUUUUCCAAGCCACUUCAGCUCUUCUCACAGCAACAAAACAUGGAGACCGUGAUUAUGCAAGCUUUCAGAAUGGAAUUUGCAACCCCAACUGGGGAGUAGUAUACGUAUAUAUAGGACAAAAGCAUUUCUUUCUGUCUGCAUCUUACAUGUCUCACGCACUGGGUCACAAUUUGGAUUUACAUCAUGAUAAACCUGGCUGUAUUUGUUUCCGAAGGAGCAGUUGUGUCAUGAGCGAAUUUCCUACUCUUCAGGAUAUGAUGAGCAAUUGUUCCCACUCUUUGAUCCAUUGGAAGAUCCACAGUUGGGACCCUUGCCUUAGUGCAGGCACUGUUACAUAUAAAAAUUUAAAAUAUACCAUUCCGCGUUGUGGAAAUAAGGUAGUGGAUGACAGGGAGCAAUGUGACUGUGGUUCUAUUAAAGACUGUCUCAUGGACAGGUGUUGUGGAACCAAUUGUGACUUAAUUCCGGGUAGCAAUUGUGCUGCAGGAGAUUGCUGUGAAUCUUGUAAGUUUGCAUCCACUGGAACUAUAUGCAGAGACAAAAAUGGUAUUUGUGAUCUUCCAGAAUACUGUAGUGGAGUCUCAGAGAAUUGCCCACAAAAUUUUUACAUCAUGGAUGGAACUCCUUGUUCUCCACUAGCAGUUUGCAUGUCAGGAAACUGUAGUGACCGUCAAUUGCAGUGUCAAGCUCUUUUUGGAUACCAAGUAAAGGAUGCGUCACCAGCAUGCUAUAAACAAUUAAAUCCCAUGGGUGACCGAUUUGGAAACUGUGGUGUUAAACAAAUACGAGGAGGAAGCCAACCUGUCCCAUGUCAAGAGGAGGAUAUUUUAUGUGGACAGCUCCACUGUGAUGGUGUCAGUCAUAUUCCUGGUGGAGGUGAGCACACUACUUUUCAUCAUAUAAAAGUUCCAGAUGUUACAGAAGUACAGUGCUUUGGGUAUGAUACACACCAUGGGACAGAACUUCCAGCAAUGGGGCUUGUAGUGGAUGGUGCAAACUGUGGCCCUGGCAGAUACUGUAAAGAUCAAAGAUGUGUUUUUCAUAAUACUUUGAAUUUUGAUUGCAAUGUUAGUUUGUGUCACUUCAGAGGGGUCUGUAACAACAAAGGCAACUGUCACUGUAUACAAGGAUGGCAACCACCGCAUUGUAUACAAAGAGGAACAGGUGGUAGUGUAAACAGUGGCCCUCCAACUUCCUCUGAGAAAGAUUUACGAGCCGAAAUACAUGUGCGUGUCAACAGGCUAAUAGCCAUUUCAGGUAUUCGCAUACUGCUUAUCUUGGCUUCGAUUUUUUUGGGGGCAAUUUUUAGAGCAGUAUUUGUUUCACAAACUAAAGAAGAGUCCUAACAUCCUACUGUUAACAGAGAGUUGACUUAAUACUAAACUAAUUGAAGUCACACAAUGGACAAAAUCAUGUCAGUUACCACAAGAAAGUGUUGAUGAUGUCUCCUGACAGUCAUGUAACCAUUCACAAA